Canis lupus familiaris (dog) is the source of this 2980-nucleotide messenger RNA. It is a transcript of the gene SCIN, whose product is annotated as scinderin. Gene Ontology annotation, cellular component: actin cytoskeleton; cytoplasm. Lineage: Eukaryota; Metazoa; Chordata; Mammalia; Carnivora; Canidae. Bases 104 to 2251 code for a protein of 715 amino acids. Gene Ontology annotation, biological process: actin polymerization or depolymerization; barbed-end actin filament capping; actin filament severing. Gene Ontology annotation, molecular function: actin filament binding; phosphatidylinositol-4,5-bisphosphate binding. The record is from RefSeq and is a predicted model, not a curated record. The transcript is spliced from 16 exons.
UAAAGUCGCGCCGGGCCGGGUCCCUGGCGCAGGUCUCGGCUCGGUCCGACCUCCCGGUCGUCGAGGUCCCGCGCCCUCUCCCGGAGCAGUGCCCGUCGGAGCCAUGGCCCAGGGGCUGUACCACGAAGAGUUCGCCAGAGCCGGCAAGCAGGCGGGGCUGCAGGUCUGGCGGGUGGAGAGGCUCGAGCUGGUGCCGGUGCCCGCGAGCGCUCACGGCGACUUCUACGUGGGCGAUGCCUACCUGGUGCUGCACACGGCCCAGGCGAGGCGCGGCUUCACCUACCGCCUGCACUUCUGGCUGGGAAAAGAGUGUACUCAGGAUGAAAGCACAGCGGCUGCGAUCUUUACCGUUCAGUUGGAUGACUAUCUGGGCGGCAAGCCAGUGCAGAGUAGAGAGCUGCAGGGCUACGAGUCCACUGAUUUUGUUGGCUAUUUCAAAGGAGGUCUGAAAUACAAGGCUGGAGGUGUGGCAUCUGGAUUAAAUCAUGUUCUCACGAAUGACUUGACUGCUAAGAGGCUCCUGCAUGUGAAAGGUCGGAGAGUGGUCAGGGCCACGGAAGUUCCUCUCACCUGGGACAGUUUCAACAAGGGCGACUGCUUCAUCAUUGAUCUUGGCACUGAAAUUUACCAAUGGUGUGGUUCCUCGUGCAACAAAUACGAGCGUCUGAAGGCAAGCCAGGUUGCCAUUGGCAUUCGGGACAAUGAAAGAAAAGGAAGAUCUCAACUCAUUGUGGUGGAAGAAGGAAGUGAACCAUCAGAGCUCAGAAGGGUUUUAGGGACAAAGCCUGAGCUCAGGGAUGGAGACGAUGAUGACGACAUCGUAGCAGACAUAACUAACAGGAAAAUGGCCAAACUCUACAUGGUUUCAGAUGCCAGUGGAUCCAUGAGAGUGACUGUGGUUGCAGAAGAAAACCCCUUCUCCAUGGCAAUGCUGCUUUCUGAAGAAUGCUUUAUUUUGGAUCAUGGUGCUGCAAAACAAGUUUUCGUAUGGAAAGGUAAAGAUGCUAAUCCCCAGGAGAGAAAGGCUGCAAUGAAGACAGCUGAAGAGUUCCUAAAGCAGAUGAAUUAUUCCACCAAUACCCAGAUUCAAGUUCUUCCAGAAGGAGGGGAAACACCGAUCUUCAAACAGUUCUUUAAGGACUGGAGAGAGAAGGAUCAGAGUGAUGGCUUUGGGAAAGUGUAUGUUACCGAGAAAGUGGCUCGAAUAAAACAAAUUCCAUUUGAUGCCUCAAAACUACAUACUUCUCCACAGAUGGCUGCCCAGCACAAUAUGGUGGAUGAUGGUUCCGGCAAAGUGGAGAUUUGGCGUGUAGAAAAUAAUGGUAGGGUCGAAAUUGACCAGAAUUCAUAUGGUGAAUUCUAUGGUGGUGACUGCUACAUUAUCCUCUAUACUUAUCCUGGAGGACAGAUUAUCUACACAUGGCAAGGAGCGAAUGCCACACGAGACGAACUGACAACAUCUGCAUUCCUGACGGUUCAGUUGGAUAGGUCCCUCAGAGGACAGGCUGUGCAGAUCCGAGUCUCCCAAGGCAAAGAGCCUGCUCACCUGCUGAGUUUGUUCAAAGACAAACCGCUCAUUAUUUACAAGAAUGGAACAUCAAAGAAAGGAGGUCAGGCACCUGCUCCCCCUACACGCCUCUUUCAAGUCCGGAGAAACCUGGCAUCGAUCACCAGAAUCAUGGAGGUAGAUGUUGAUGCACAGUCUUUGAAUUCCAAUGAUGUUUUUGUCUUGAAACUGAGACAAAACAAUGGCUACAUCUGGAUAGGAAAAGGCGCUAGCCAGGAGGAGGAGAAAGGAGCUGAGUAUGUGGCAAGUGUCCUCAAAUGCAAAACCACAAAGAUUCAAGAAGGCAAGGAACCAGAGGAAUUUUGGAAUUCCCUUGGAGGGAAAAAAGACUACCAGACCUCUCCACUGCUAGAAACACAGGCUGAAGACCACCCGCCUCGGCUUUAUGGCUGCUCUAAUAAAACUGGAAGAUUUGUUAUUGAAGAGGUUCCAGGAGAGUUCACCCAGGAUGAUUUAGCAGAAGAUGAUGUCAUGUUACUAGAUGCUUGGGAACAGAUUUUUAUUUGGGUUGGCAAAGAUGCCAAUGAAGUCGAGAGAACAGAGUCUCUGAAGUCUGCCAAAAUGUAUCUUGAGACUGACCCUUCUGGAAGAGACAAGAGGACACCAAUUGUCAUUGUAAAACAGGGCCAUGAACCACCCACAUUCACAGGCUGGUUCCUAGGCUGGGAUUCCAGAAAAUGGUAAACUGGUUUUUGUAGGAAAACAAACAAAUAUUAUGGAGCAACUGUCUCAUUGCUGUUUUGAGGGGAAGAAAGGGUUUUUUUUUUGUUUGCUUGGCUUUAGAAAAUUAACCUCAGCCGCCAUAUGGCUAUUUUUUAAUGCCUAGGAUUGGUUUGAAAUUUUUUUAAAACUAGAAUUUUCUUACAUUAGUAUUUUAAAAUAACCUAAAUAAAUUUUUGUAAUAUUUUGUAAUAUUUUGAACCAAUAUUAGCUCUGCUGGAAACUGAUUUAUAUCUUUUUAUAUGACCUUUUAAAAGUGAAAAGCUGCAUAUAAUCUAGGGGAAUUUGUCAGAGGAUUUUAUAAUUCAGGAGCCUUUAGCCAAGUUUGUUAAUACAGGAGAGAACUAAGCCAUAAUGCCUCUUGAGGUUAUUCACUUUCCUAUGUGUUGUGAAGAAUUGUGUAUUUGCAGUGGGGUUUAUGUUAAGAAGGGUUAAAAGUUUGUUGUUAUUUUCCUUCAGCCAAUGUGACUCUGAUAUCAUUGACUCCUAAGUGUCAUUUCUAAGAGUAACUUUACCAUUUUUGCCUUUUUAAAAGCCUUUGAAAUCACAGCUUUUUCAUGACAAAAUAAUUAUAGUCUUAUCCGGUUGGAUAUAUGUAUUUGACAGUACAUGUUUAACACCACAAAGGUUAUGUACGAAAAAAUUCACUAAUGCUGUCUUUCAUCAUUAAAAUGCAUCUCUUUUUGGAAAGGU